Molecule: messenger RNA, 1691 nt
Organism: Acanthaster planci (crown-of-thorns starfish)
Lineage: Eukaryota; Metazoa; Echinodermata; Asteroidea; Valvatida; Acanthasteridae
Product: actophorin-like
Biological process (GO): actin filament depolymerization
Cellular component (GO): actin cytoskeleton
Molecular function (GO): actin binding
Source: RefSeq, a predicted model, not a curated record
UCUCCUGGUCUCAGCGGUCCCCCUUACCAAAUAUGGUAAAAUACGUCAUGUCAUCUCUGCGCACAACAACGGAAAAGUCGUCCGUUUAAUGUCUGGCUAUUCAGGGGGGACUGCUGAGACCGGGAGACAGCUGAAGCCGCCACACCGGUACAUUUGCAAACGCGCCCCGAGAUCUCCAUCGAGUAUUGAAGUAGUACACCUCACAAAGCUGGGAGGGUUUCAACCCCAAAAGGCACACCCACUCUUGCUGAUCUCGGGCGUUGUCAAUGUUUAGUUGUAGAAAUCCGACUGUCUCGCUUCGACGUCUUCACGGCAUCAUGUUCUCCAUCAAGGUGGUGGUGCUUUUCGUCUCUUUUGCUCACGUCAUUGAGGUUGGACUGAGUGAUGAUUCGAAGCAAGAUAGACACCUGGAGGAUCUACUUAAACGAUUCAUUGAGGCUCGCAACUCCAAACGUUUUGACAAGGCUGACUUGUUUGGCAGAACGUCGGGGAUACAAGUUGAUGCAGAGGUUAAGAAACUAUAUGACGACAUAAAACUCCUUCAUGCCUACCCGUGGGCCAUCUUUAAGAUCAAUCGACAGAAGACUCGAGUGAUUGUCGACACCAAGGGUGCCGGGGGCUACAGCGACUUCCUAAAAGCUCUGACGACAUCAGGGGAGCCACGAUACGGCAUUUUUGACACUCCCAAGGAAUGGGGUGGGGAAAAACUUGCUUUCAUUUUCUGGUGUCUUGACGAUGCCAAUAUGGGACUCAAAAUGAUUUACGCCUCCUCUAAGGACGACUUGAAGAAACAAUUUGAAGGCAUCAUUAUAGAAGUGCAGAUAAAAAACAGGAACCAAUCAAUCAAGGAGGAAUCAAUCAAAGAGAUCGCGAAGCAUGCCUGAAGCCUGCUUGCUGGCAGGCCAUGAAGACUUCAACGUCUCUGUUACCGUACAAUGUUUGAAGGGGCAACAGGGAUCAUACUCCCGUCAUUAAAUUUAUUUUAAUUGAUUGAAAUUAUAUGGGCAUACAUUAUAGAGACUGUAUUUAAUCAACACUAAUUUGAUGAACUGUGAUGCACGCGGAGUUUUGUUUUCAUUUGAGAUUUUCAGGGUUUAAAACGUCAAUUGAUUCCCGUUUGGGAUGUAUACCAAAACAUUACCCUAUAAAAGUAGUGGGUUCUGCGAGAAAAAGAAAUUUCAAGUUGUUUACACUUUUGUUUGUCAUUUAGGAUUCAUUAAAUGACAUCAAAAUAGUUGGCUUUGUAUGUAGAAGUACGCAAAUUUAAAUUUCUGGAAUAACAUAAUUUAAUAGAUUACAGCCUCUUUAGAUACAGCAAAAAAGUUUUUAAAAAGUUUGCCUUACUCUGGCAUAUGUAUCAUCUCUAGACUGAGAACCGUUAAAGCGUAUCUAUGGCACACUUAUCUCAGGAGGUGUUGAAUAGAUGGAGAAAACCGCAAAAACUUUUAUAUGUCUUUCAAUUCUUUAACUAUUAUUUUAUUUUACUAAUCUAUUUCUUCACCCAAGGUUUAUUCCUUAUAAUCAGUUUAUUUUCUUUCGAGGUAGAUGUUAUGUUAAUAUUAAUAUAUUAAUAUAAAUGCUUUUGGUUUUGUUCUGUAUUGGUUUUUUGGCCGAUUUCGGCUAAACAACGGCUAAUUUCACCUUAUACACACUUCUCUGUGUAUUUUGAAUGAAUAAAAGAUUGCACUUUA